GUUGCUCUAGGCCAGUAAUUUGUCCACCUUCAAAGCUAAGAGAACAUGUGAUUUUGAAGACGAGCUAGAUAUUUUUUUUGUUCCAAGACUGUUUCAAAUUUUCAAAAAACCGGGGCAAACAUGGUGCUGCGAGUGUUCCAGAUCGCCCUUACCAUUCUGACUCUUUCGAUGGGCCCGAUCAGUGGCCUAGAGUUGGAGGAAAGUGACGCAAAGUUGGUUAAGAUCAUAAACGGUUGCGAGUGGAUUAGCCGGCAGAAUGUGAUCUCCGAGAUACUACUGGAUCGCUACCGGAAGUACGUGAUGGAUAAUUUCUUCUUGCUGGACGACGUUUGUGCGGUGCAUGAGUGGAAUAAAAAUUCGAGAGGUGCCUCAGAAUUGACCGAGGAUAGUGACGCUGAGAAUUCCGGCAACAACCAGGAACAGCUGCUACCGAGCGACAAUGAAAUUCCGCCCCCAGAUCACGCCUCCUGCAACAAGAGUGCCAGAAAUCUGUUUUUCUGUCUCUCCGAUCAUCUGGGUGAUCCAACGUUGAACGCAAUGAUCCUGGACAAUCUGGAGGUCAUCUGCGAUCCCCGGUACUCCCGAAUGGCUGAAGGUGGGAUCGACAAGCGUGACCCUAAGUACGUAUCCAAACAGAAGUUUUUCUCCUGGGGUGGCAAACGUAACACAGCAACCGUGUUCUACCCAUGGGGCGGAAAGCGGAGCGUGGGUCGGGUUCAUCGGCAGCCCAAGGUCGUCAUCCGGAACCCAUUCCACGCCUGGGGUGGAAAAAGGGACCAGAGCCCGAACCAGGUGGGUUACUAAAUCGAUCGAACAAACCAACAAUCAACGUCCACGGACCCCAGAAGAAGACUACAACAACCCACUUGUCCAUCGUCAUGCAAACUUGAAGGGAGGAUAGCUCAUAUUUGGUUGACUUGAUUUGGUUCCUCUUGCAAUAAAUAGAUCAGUUGUCAGUGCAUGUUCCAGUUUCAUUCAAGCAAGCAACAAAUAAACACAGCAAAAAUAUAUAGGAUAACACAAGCAAACUUA
Molecule: messenger RNA, 1032 nt
Organism: Uranotaenia lowii
Lineage: Eukaryota; Metazoa; Arthropoda; Insecta; Diptera; Culicidae
Product: leucokinins-like
Exons: 2
Coding region: 121-804 (227 amino acids)
Source: RefSeq, a predicted model, not a curated record